Molecule: messenger RNA, 573 nt
Organism: Penicillium cinerascens
Lineage: Eukaryota; Fungi; Ascomycota; Eurotiomycetes; Eurotiales; Aspergillaceae
Product: Ribosome biogenesis protein RLP24
Exons: 2
Coding region: 1-573 (190 amino acids)
Biological process (GO): ribosomal large subunit biogenesis
Cellular component (GO): nucleolus
Source: RefSeq, a predicted model, not a curated record
AUGCGUGUGGAAACCUGCCAUUUCUGUUCCCGCCCCGCCUUCCCGGGGAAGGGCAUCACAUUCGUCCGCAAUGACGCCCGCCAGUUCCGAUUCUGUCGGUCCAAGUGCCACAAGAACUUCAAGAUGAAGCGCCAGCCCCGCAAGUUGAAGUGGACCAAGAGCCACCGCGCCGCUCGCGGCAAAGAGAUGAUCGUCGACUCGUCCCUGGUGCUGUCCCAGUUCUCCAAGAAGCGCAACGUCCCCAUCAAGUACGACCGCAACCUGGUUGCCGCCACCGUCACCGCCAUGCAGCGUGUCGAGGAGAUCCGCCAACGCCGCGAACGUGUGUUCACCAAGCGCCGCCUGGCCGGCAAGCUGGCUCGCGACCGCCAGCGCGAGGCCGACCGCAAGGUCGUCGCCGAGGGCGAGCACCUUAUCCGCAAGGAGCUGCGCGACCGCGAGGAAGGCCAACCUAUGGUGGCCGAGCAGAGCAAGACCGCCAACCGUGUCCACGGUGGGGAUCUGCUGGAGCAGAGGAAGAAGAAGAAGCUGUUGGUCGAUGGUGGAGUGCAGGACGAGAUGCAAAUCGAUUAA